UUCUCUCUGUUUCAGGGCAGAAAUGGAAACUUUCUUGUUCACCUCAGAAUCAGUCAAUGAAGGCCACCCCGACAAGCUCUGUGACCAAGUCUCAGAUGCCAUUCUUGAUGCUUGCCUUGCACAAGAUCCAGAGAGCAAGGUUGCAUGUGAAACUUGCACAAAGACAAACAUGGUCAUGGUAUUUGGGGAGAUCACAACCAAGGCCAAUGUAGACUAUGAGAAGAUAGUACGUGAUACUUGCAGAGGCAUUGGCUUCACCUCACCUGAUGUCGGCCUUGAUUGUGACAACUGCAAGGUCCUUGUCAACAUUGAGCAACAGAGCCCUGACAUUGCUCAAGGAGUUCAUGGUCAUCUUACAAAGAAACCAGAGGAAAUUGGAGCUGGUGACCAAGGCCACAUGUUUGGCUAUGCCACCGAUGAAACUCCUGAGUUCAUGCCCCUUACUCAUGUUUUGGCCACCAAGCUUGGUGCCAAGCUUACUGAAGUGAGGAAGAACAAAACUUGCGCAUGGCUCAGACCUGAUGGGAAGACUCAAGUAACCGUGGAAUACAAGAACGAGAAUGGUGCCAUGAUCCCAAUUAGAGUUCACACUGUUCUCAUUUCAACUCAACACGAUGAAACUGUCACAAAUGAAAAGAUUGCCCAGGACUUGAAAGAGCAUGUAAUCAAACCCGUCAUCCCAGCUAAGUACCUUGAUGACAACACUAUUUUCCACCUAAAUCCAUCAGGUCGCUUUGUCAUCGGUGGUCCACAUGGAGAUGCUGGACUCACUGGCAGGAAAAUCAUCAUCGACACCUAUGGAGGAUGGGGUGCUCAUGGUGGAGGUGCUUUCUCAGGAAAGGAUCCUACUAAGGUGGACAGGAGUGGUGCUUAUAUUGUUAGACAGGCAGCUAAGAGUGUGGUUGCCUCAGGACUUGCUCGCCGCUGUAUUGUGCAGGUUUCUUAUGCAAUUGGUGUGGCAGAACCACUUUCUGUGUUUGUUGACACUUACAAGACGGGCACUAUUCCGGAUAAGGAUAUUUUGGCCUUGAUCAAGGAGAACUUUGACUUCAGGCCCGGGAUGAUCGCGAUCAAUCUGGACUUGACAAGAGGAGGCAACUUUAGGUACCAAAAGACUGCUGCUUAUGGUCACUUUGGCCGAGAUGACGCGGACUUCACCUGGGAGACUGUCAAGAUCCUCAAGCCUAAAGCUUGAGCAACUUCAGUCCUUUUAAUUUUUCAGCCGAUGAAAUUUCUUAUGUUCAUUAUUCUUGUGGAGAAAAAGCAAUAAACAGAGCUUCGUAGCAUACAUUCAAUUUCUAAUAUCUACUUUCAUGGCUCCAUCAAGCAGUGGGAGAAGGGGACUUCAAGCAUUCUGAGUAGUUGAUCCUUUUGAUAUUUUUGGUAUCAGUGAUUUUGAGUGUGUAUUGUUCCAGCCUCGUACUUGAAUUUUAUAACAUCAUUCCCUGCAAGCUAAUAUGAACAAACUCUUCUGUUUGAUAUUAAAUAUCUGUUUUCAUUUAUAAAAUGAAAAUUUCAGUCAGUUAUCUUU
Molecule: messenger RNA, 1531 nt
Organism: Lycium ferocissimum
Lineage: Eukaryota; Viridiplantae; Streptophyta; Magnoliopsida; Solanales; Solanaceae
Product: S-adenosylmethionine synthase 3-like
Exons: 1
Coding region: 23-1195 (390 amino acids)
Biological process (GO): S-adenosylmethionine biosynthetic process
Cellular component (GO): cytosol
Molecular function (GO): ATP binding; methionine adenosyltransferase activity
Source: RefSeq, a predicted model, not a curated record